This is a messenger RNA of Athene cunicularia (burrowing owl), 668 nucleotides long. RefSeq names its product claw keratin-like. The transcript has 2 exons. Gene Ontology annotation, molecular function: structural constituent of cytoskeleton. Gene Ontology annotation, cellular component: intermediate filament. The coding region runs from base 270 to 668 and encodes 132 amino acids. Lineage: Eukaryota; Metazoa; Chordata; Aves; Strigiformes; Strigidae. The record is from RefSeq and is a predicted model, not a curated record.
UGUCCCUCCCAUCACCUCCUCCUUCUCCAGGGCACAUUUGCACACCGAUGUGCCCAGUCAAGAGGGGAAAAAUUGUCUCUCAUCACUCUCUGUGUCAUGAAGCUUGACCAAUGGAUUGCAUGAUUAGGUGGGGAUUCGGUGGCCGCCCCCUUGGCUGCUGCCCCGGGCGGUCUGGGAUGUGUAUAAAAGAGCUGAGGGCUCUGCAGCCUCUAUCCAUCUUCCUCUGCUGGACUCUCCUCAUCACCUGGGAGUGCUUCCCUGCCUGAAAGAUGUCCUGCUCCAGCCUGUGCAACACGUCCUGUGGGGUGGCCGCCCCGGCCCCGCUGGCCGACACUUGCAAUGAGCCCUGCGUGCGGCAGUGCCCCGACUCCACGGUGGUGAUCCAGCCCCCGGCCUCGGUGGUCACCUUCCCCGGGCCCAUCCUCAGCUCCUUCCCGCAGCACAGCGCUGUUGGCUCAGCGGGAGUGCCCGCCGUUGGAUCGGGUUUCGGCGGCAGUUUUGGAGGCCGCGGUGGCUAUGGAGGCUGGGGAGGCCACAGAGGCUAUGGGGGCUAUGGAGGCUAUGGGGGCUAUGGUGGCUGGGGGGGCUACGGGGGCUGUGGGGGCUGUGGAAUUGGUGGCUGGGGUGGAAACCACAGGUACCUCAAUGGCAACUGCUCGCCCUGCUAA